AUGAAACGGCAGCAACCAAUUGUUACUAAAACUGUUAAAAGCCAGGGGUCGCAGCGCGGUUCGAGCCCCGUGAUCCGCACGCCGCUGGGCGGGCCGGAGCGGUCGCCGUCGCCGGUGGGCGCGCGCGCCGCCUCGCCGUGCCCCUCGUGUCCCGGGCCCGGGCCGUCGCCCUCGCCGUCGCCGUCGCCGUCGCCGUCGCUGCAGCAGGUGCAGCCGCAGCCGCGCGCCGGCCGCUGCCUGUCGCCGCUGCUGCUGUCGGCGGGGCCCGGCACGCCGCCGCCGUCGCGCGAGCCGCCCGCCUCGCCGCUGGGCGCGCUGCAGCCCGACCUGUACGCGCGCCGCGACGGCCCUCUCUUCCUGGACGCGCGCACCCGCGGCCGCAGCCUCGGCCGCCUCCACCUGCGCCUGCACUACGACUUCGACAAGUCCGACCUGCACAUACACCUCAUCGAAGCACAUGACCUUGCAGGCAGUGAACAAGGUGGUUUCAGUGAUCCAUAUGUUCGGCUCAGUCUUGUGCCACCUGUAGACAACCGUAAAAGACAAACAGCCAUACACCGUCAUGAUCCAAAUCCAUUUUUUAAUCAGCAUUUCAAAUUCCCUGUAUCACACCAGGAUCUGCAGGAAAAAACACUUGUAUUGCAGGUAUUUGACUAUGACAGAUUUUCUCGGAAUGAUGUAAUAGGUGAAGUCAGGAUGUCAAUGGAAGAUCUAGAUGUGACAUCUAGUGUUGAAGUGUGGGGUGAAAUCAGCAAGCACAAAAAGCCUCCUGAAGAAUUACAAGAAGUUCUGCUGUCACUCAGUUACCUUCCAUCUGCCGAACGCCUAACUGUUGUUUUGCUGAAGGCCAGAAAUCUUUUCCUACCUCCAGAUAAGGACACUGUUGAUCCAUUUGUUAAGGUGUACUUGCUAAAUGGUGGUAAAAGAGUGAAGAAAAAGAAGACUGCAGCAAGAAAAUCAAACUGCAAUCCAGUAUGGAAUGAAGCUCUAACUUUCAAUGUGGCAUCAAGCAUUUUACCACAGACUGCCGUAGAAGUAUGUGUGAUGGACCAAGGCAAUGAUCUCAUUGGACACACUCCACUUCUGGGAUGUUGUGUAAUUGGUCCACAAGAAGAGGGUCCUGAGCAAGAUCAUUGGAGAGAUAUGACCCAGAGUCCACGAAAGGCUGUGGCAAUGUGGCACACUCUCAGAUAGAUAUAUCAAGACAGGAUAUCUACCUUCAACAUAUGAUUUCUCACUGGAUCAGCAAAUGUGUAUUUUCCCUGAGGGCUAUUGUCAUGUGGCACUCUCUCAGGUAAAUCAAUAAGCAGAUCUGUUAUUAUCAUACCAAUUCUUUUUUUUUCUCUAUUGCAAGAAACUUCAUGUACAAACAUUUUAACACACUGUAGAAUUCAUAGUAAAAGUUAGAAAACGCUGAGAUAUCUGAUAACACUUAACUGAUUUACACCAUCAGUGAUUCUAUGAUGCAAAUAUCUUGGGGCAAUAAUACAAAGGCUAGUUCCAAAGUGGGAAUUACUCGUGUAUUACUGCACUUCACAAAAAGAUAAACAUUCUUGUACAAAUAUCACCAUCUGACUUAAAUUUUAACACAUUUGGAAAAUGAGUAUCACAUCAUUGGUGUGAACAAAUGUGUUGUCUAGAGAAUAUUAUAUUCAAUGUGUGUCACAGCUGGCACAAUAUAUUCCUAAUAAAUGUAAUUAUGUAUAUAGGAAAUUAAAAAUCAAAGACCAAGGAGAGUGCAAGUCUCAAAAUGGUGUCAAAAGCAGUCACUGUAUGAAGCUAAAUUUAACUGCACAUGCCCACAUUUCAAAUUCAACUGUAAGAAUAAAAAAAAUACAUUUAUAAAUUGAAGUUCUGGGCUGUAUCUGGAAAUUUUUGGAGACUGUAAUCAUUAGCUUCCUCUCUUUCCAGCUAUUUUGGCUGUAUCUGUUAUCCUUUGGAGCAAAGGAAGUGAAAUGAAAUCUGAAAAUUAGGAAAAAUAUCUAUUAUCUUUUGGACAUGGUUUAGAAAACAAAUGAAAAUCACAUAUUUAAAUGCUGAUUCUACACAAUUUAUAGAAAAGUCACUUUCAUAAAGCCAAGGGGGUGCAACUUUGAAGUUGUAAAUAUUAUAGCCACAUUAGAUUAAACAUAAGAUAUAAGUUUUCCAUCAGUAUAAAAAACAUCAAAUUGUAAAAGAAAGUCAAAACUGUACAUUACAUAAAAAGUAACCUACUUUGACUUCUUUUUUUUAGUUUUUUCCCUUGUAUCCAAAAUUGGGGGAAGUAUUGCAAACAAAGGUGUUUUUUCCAGUAUGGUUUCUUAUUUCUGAGGACUCUUCCCUGUGAAGGGCAAUUUGGCAAACAAGUUUCAAGGGUCUGAAAUCAAAGGGAAAAUAGACUUAUAAUGCAGAUACUCACACACCUAAAUGGUUCAGUAAUUUUUGAGAACAUUUCUCAUGGAGAUUGGUUCAGUUGACUACAAACAUAAACCGUAAACUGAACAACAUCGGUGUAUAGCUUUAGGAGCCCAAUGCAGGAGGAUGUAAAAAAAACACCAGUUAUCUGUAACCAUCUUUGUUUCUACUAGCACAUGCUAUCCAAUGUUCAUAAUUUACUAUUGCUGGCAAUCUUUAAAUGAGCAUUAAAAAAUAAUAUCUUCAUUGUCUCAUGGAUAAUGCAUAAACAGAUUAUGUUUAUUGAACUACUUAUAUGAAUAUGGUGUACCAAAAAACACUUGGUCAAUCUUUUGGGAUGGGUUCCUUUAAAAAAAAUGUAGUAUAAACACCUGUCCACGAAUGAAUUAUACAUCUCACGAUAGCACAUAACCUGUGAACAAUUAUCAGUUGACAGUAAUAACUGGCAGUGUCUUCAGCUGAUAAAAGUGCAUCAAAAAUUUUCAAAAUGGCUUUCCCUGGCUUCUAUAUAUUGUGAACCAAACAGAUGUUGGAACAUAGCACCAUUUCAAAAAGCCUCAUUUAUUUUUAUUUUCAUAUGUACUGAUAAAUAAUAUUUGCAUUUGGAAUGUAUCUUGAAAAAAUGUUUCUUUUAAGCGUCAUCACAGACAAAAGUAAAAAACAUUAAAAUCAAGCUGGACCUCCCUUCUAUAUAGUACAUAAUAGUGAGUACAUCGUAGAUAAUAUGCAGGAGGCACAUUAUGCAUAAUCAAGUAUAACAAAUAUCCAUUGUAUCACAAGAACAUUUGUGAAUUGUUGCAGUGGUUAGCACACUGGACUCACAUUCAGGAUUAUGACGGUUCAAACUCGCAUCCAGGUAUCCUGAUUUAAGUUUCCCAAGAUUUCCUUUGAAAGGGCUCAACUGAUUUCCUUCCUCAUCCUUACCUAGUCUGAUGGAAGUGAUGACAUUUCUGUUUGGUACUCAUCCCCCCCCCCCCCC
Messenger RNA from Schistocerca gregaria, 3373 nucleotides. Its product is annotated as synaptotagmin-6. NCBI's taxonomy places the organism in Eukaryota, Metazoa, Arthropoda, Insecta, Orthoptera, Acrididae. Gene Ontology annotation, biological process: regulation of calcium ion-dependent exocytosis; calcium-ion regulated exocytosis; regulation of dopamine secretion. Gene Ontology annotation, cellular component: membrane. Bases 1 to 1194 code for a protein of 397 amino acids. Gene Ontology annotation, molecular function: calcium ion binding; syntaxin binding; calcium-dependent phospholipid binding. The record is from RefSeq and is a predicted model, not a curated record. The transcript is spliced from 7 exons.